ACAGACUUGACGCGAAAAACCAGUCAGGAGCUCAGCGAUCUAGCGCGAGACAGGGAGGGUGUGUCCUGAGCUGAACGGGCAGACCGAGCGAGCUAGAGAGAGAGAGAGAGAGGGAGCGUUGCUGCUGUCGGUCGGGAAGUUUCUGUGCAACUUUGUCCGCCUGACGCCAGUUUGGAGGUCAUUGUUUUUUUCGGGACUUUGCCGUGAGUUUCUCACAGCCAGGCUCUCACAGGAAGAGUGAUUCUUACACGCAAGCAACUGGAUUCUUUUCGGCAGUAUGGGGGAUGUUAUCUCUACGCACCUAGACGAUCAGAGACGGCAGUACAUCGCAGAGAAGACGGGGAAGAUUGUGGGAGAAUUCUGCAAGUACUACGAGCAGCAGUAUGGUGUGGCCCUUUUCAAUAAGGUCCGCUGUGACAUUGAAGGAGUCGGUGCCCCGCAGUCUCAGCUGCUGCAGCGUAAGGCGCCACUGGCAGACAAAUGCAUUUUCUCUGGCAACCUGUUUCAGUAUCUGGAAGAGAACCGGAAAUGGAGGAACCGCUACUUAUUUGUUCCGGACUCAUACAGCGUUCACUACUAUGAGACAAAACUGGCUUGGGACAGAGGUUUACACCCCAAGGGGAUCAUUAAUUGUGCUGGAUACAAAGUGCUGACCUCCGUGGAACAAUAUUUGGAGCUGCUCAAUAACUGCCUGCCAGGUCUCAAAGUGAAGGCGGGCAGCUCCCCUUACCUGAAGUGUGCCACUCAGUUUCCCAUUAUCCUCUGGCAUCCUUAUGCCCGACACUUCUACUUUUGCGUCUUGUCAGAGAAGGAACAGAAGAAAUGGCAAGCUGUCUUUCAAGACUGUGUGAGGCACACCAAUAAUGGACUGCCCGAGGAUGAUAAAGUGAAGACGCCAGCUUUCACUGAUGCUGUCCGGCUAUAUCGGCAGGCCAAGGAUCAAUAUGGCACCUGGGACAUGAUGUGUGGAAAUGCUGAGCAGAUCCUGACCAACCUGGUGAUGGAGGAGCUCCAUCCGGAGCUGAGGAACCUCAUUAGCCAGCGGUUAAAGGGCAAGGUGCAGGAGCGGCAAAAGCACUGGAUUCUGAUUUCAGAUGCUGUAUACCGCAUGGUCCAGACCCAGACUGAGGCACAGUAUGAUGCUGUCCUGCAACGCUGUGAGUUAGGCCGGCCCCAGAUGGAGAGCAUGAUCCGUACUGACAUGGACCAGAUCACCACCUCCAAGGAGCACAUCUGUAACAAGAUUCGAGCAACUGUGCUUCCCAAAGCAGAGCUCUGCGUUCGCAACCAUGUCCAGCCUUACAUCUCCUCCAUCCUGGAUGCCCUAAUGAGCCCCACGAGCCGUGGCUUCUCUGAGGUCCGUGACAUUUUCUUCCGGGAGCUGCUGGAAUUGAAUAAAAACGUGGUGAAUGAGGGUGGCCAGGACAAACUAGGAGAGUAUAUGGAAAAGAUUACAAUGUUAGCUUACCACCCAGUGAAGAUGCAUAGCUGCUACGAGAAGAUGGAAGAGUUGCAGCUUGAAGGACUGCAGCAAAGGUUUGAUGUGUCCAGUCCUGCAGUGUUCAUCCAGCGAGCUCAAAUCUUGAUGAGAGAGCAAAUGGACAAUGCUGUUUACACAUUUGAGCAACUACUUCACCAAAGUUUGGAGUCCACGCAGGAAAAGGACGAGCUGUGCAAGCUCAUCCAGCGCAUCCAAGAAAGGGUCAUUAAGAAGUAUGACUACGACAGCAGCACUGUCAGGAAAAAGUUUUUCAGAGAGGCCCUGCUGCAGAUCAUCAUUCCUUAUCUGCUGAAGAAGCUCUCCCCUACUUGUCGGCAGGAGUUGCCCAAGUACCAGGAGUUUAUCUUUGAGGACUACGCAAAAUUCAUUCUACUAGAAAACCUUUUUGAAGAGGUGGUUCUUCAGUCUGUGAUGAAGGAUAUCAUGCUAGCGGUGAAAGAAGCAGCAGUCCAGAGGAAGCACAAUCUAUUCCGAGAUAGCAUUGUCCUCACCAACAGCGACCCAAAUCUGCAUCUGCUUGGUGAAGGCCCACCUAUUGAUUGGGGUGGGGAGUUUGCAAUAGGUUCUACAGAACCCGAUGCCCCUGCAUCAGAGAAGCGGCGUCGAAUGAAGCAAGUGGUUUCCAUGAUCCAGGAGGAGGGAGUAGUCCAACUGCCUAAUGAAUCCUGCAUGGAGGUCCCAGCAGAAAAGGUCAUCCCAGAGGAGCAGGAGGGUGAGGUGCAGAACACAGUCCCCAAAGCCACUGAACAGGAAGAACCCAAGUCCCCUGACAGCGUGCAUGAAAUCAGAGACUUAAUUAACCCAAAAAUCACAGUGGAGAACACUGUCCCAGCUGGGGAUCCCUCCUCACUAACCAAUGGAACUGUAAAACAGGAAGCCCAACAAGCAGCAUCUGUCAAGAAGGAAGAAUGCCAAGAGAUUCCCUCAACUCAUUCCACACCACAGCUUUCCUCUACACACCUUGACAAUGGCUGUCAGUCACCAGCCAGCAAAGAGGACGAACCCAACCCAGCUCACCUAGUUACAAGUGACAUCAGCAGCAGUCCAGCUAAAGAUGCAACAGUAAAUGCUUCUGGUGACAGGAAGGCUAGAGAGGAGGAUUCGGGUAACUAGCCAGGACGGCGGGUACUGACUUUUUAAAGAGACUAUAUUUCCUGAAAUAAAAUGCAGGAUGCAUAAAACAAAAACCUAAAAGUGGAAAUUAGGAAGGCUUCACUGUAAUUUGCAAUUUUAUCCUUUUUUUUUUUUAAGAAGAGCACCCAAAGCUAGCUGCCAGAGACAUCAUUACACCAUUGGCACAAGGUGCUUGCUUAUAUUUUGGGAGGCUUUGCUUCUCAUGCUGCUUCUGCAGUUAGACAAUUGUGGCACUCAGCCUUUUUCAUAUUCAGUUUUAAUUGACACAGAAGGGGCACAACACAGAGCUCACAAUCUGUCCCAAAACUGAAGCAAACACUCACCCCAAAGUGCACAAGGAGCUUUACAGUAUUGAUAGGAUGGUCUAAAUGCCUGGACAGGUCUAACAAAGCAAUGUUCCUUUAGGGUAAAUGAUGAGGGUCCUAGUCAGGGAAGUGUUCUUAUACUGCCUUAUGUUUCCACAGAGUAUUCUGACAGUUCCGACUUUUGACUAGUGGACAAGUUUUCUAGUGGAAAACUCUAUAGUUAUCAUUGUGUUUUUUUCUUAUCAUAAACCCUGAAGGUUGACUCUCAUUUUCAUUUAAAUAUUGAAUGGAAAACCAACACAGGGCACUCCUGAGUUGAAUAGGCAUUACAUGCCUUACGAAUGGCAUGGUAGUUUGUGGUUUCAAACACUCCCUCAUGUAUUUUUCACCAAUUCCUUUCCUAAAGCAAUCUAUUAUGCACACAGUCACCUUGUGGAAUUGUCACAUAAAUCAUCCAGAAGUAUCUAUGACCCGUAACUAUGCAGGCAGACUGGCCCCAUAUCCAUUCUCCAAGGCCAUUAGUAGUUCUAAUGAAUUAUGUUUGGGUUUUGUGCAGCACCCAGAAUGUCGCAGAGUCACCGAGUUUUAAGGCUCCGGUUCAUCUAGGCAUGUGCCACAACUGUACUGAUAGUUUUGCUAAUUAAUUUAUUGCUUUCACUUAUUUGUGUAGAGCGGCACUCAGGGGAAGCACAGGUGUGCAUCCUCUCAGCAGCAGGGGCCUAAAAAAAUAAGAUGGUGCCAACAGCUCACAAACAUCAACACUGUUGACUUUCUAAAAGAUAACAACUCAUAUGCAACAAGGAUGGUGUGACUGGCAGACUCUGGCCACCCUGUUGGAUGAAGAUGUCAUGUACUGCUUGAUGCUGCAUCGCUUGCUUGUUGCGGAGCGCUGCAGAGGGCCCUUCUGUGUGUUCAUUUUUAAACCGCUCACUUUCUGUGUGUGUCUGUAAAUGUGUCUGCCCUUUUAUCCAUCUUUGUGUUGCUGUAAAUCUUCCUAUCUGGCCAUAAAGCGGCUAAAGUAUUUUAUUAAUUAUCUGAAGGUUGAAGACUUUUUUUUGUUUGUUAAAGAUAAAAUAAAAGUUCAAUGUUU
Molecule: messenger RNA, 4030 nt
Organism: Erpetoichthys calabaricus (reedfish)
Lineage: Eukaryota; Metazoa; Chordata; Cladistia; Polypteriformes; Polypteridae
Gene: niban2a
Product: niban apoptosis regulator 2a
Exons: 14
Coding region: 278-2614 (778 amino acids)
Source: RefSeq, a predicted model, not a curated record